CCCCGACUCCAGUGAAUACCCCGACUCUGUUGGGAUGAAGGAGGUGUGUCGUGUGUGCUCCGGGGAUCUGUGUGGGAACCAGCGGCGAUGGCUCUUCCACCCGUCAGCCAAGCUAAAGCUGCAGGUUCUGUUGUCUCAGGCUCUUGGCCGCGAGCUUCAGCGCGACGGGCGCCGCGAGUUCGUCUGCAGCAAGUGCUCCUUCAUGCUGGACCGCAUGUUCCGCUUCGACACGGUGAUCGCCCGCGUGCAGGCGCUGUCCCUUGCGCGUCUGCGCAGACUCCUGCAGGAGAGGGAGCGUCUGCGCAUCUGCAUCACUGCGCUCUAUAACAAACACAACUUGCAGGGGGCGCCGGAGGCGAGCGCUGAUGACCCGUCCCUUCACCAGUACUGUGCGCUGCUGCAGGAGGACCUCACCUACUCCAUGCACGAGUCCUGGGCGGAGGACGAGGAGCAGAUGUGGGAGUGUUCCCUCAAUCCCCCGUGCCGCACGUUAGAGUCGUCCUCGCGCAGGUGCCGAGCGCUGCGUGUCUCCGACGCUGACUACGAGGCCGUGUGUAAAGUGCCCCGGAAGCUGUGGAGGAGCGUCUCCUGUGGCCCGUCCACACGCUACUCCAGGACCGCCACCGGGAGCGCCUGUGGGGAAGAGCGGACCGCCACCGGGAGCGCCUGUGGGGAAGAGCGGACCGCCACCGGGAGCGCCUGUGGGGAAGAGCGGACCGGCACCGGGAGCGCCUGUGGGGAAGAGCGGACCGGCACCGGGAGCGCCUGUGGGGAAGAGCGGACCGGCACCGGGAGCGCCUGUGGGGAAGAGCGGACCGGCACCGGGAGCGCCUGUGGGGAAGAGCGGACCGCCACCGGGAGCGCCUGUGGGGAAGAGCGGACCGCCACCGGGAGCCACUGGACGUCCAGCUCAUCAGACGGUGAUCACACACUCCGAGAGCGGCUGAGCUGCGGCGGCUCGCUGGAAUCCCUGGAUGCGUCUGAGGAGCAUCUCGGGGCAUCCGAGGAACCUCCGUCACGGCUGGCGCUGGUUCUGCUGCAGGACUGUGUGUACCGGCCCGUCCGGACUCCUCCUGGCUGCAGGCUCCCUGUUCUGGUGCAUCCUGGGGUUUUUAAUGGAGGAGCUAAACUGGCCAGUCCAGAGCAGGGGAUCCUGUUUGGUGGAGCGAACCACAUGAUGCUGGAGCCGGAGAGAGACACGCCGGAGCCGGAGAGAGUCCCGCUGGAGCCGGCUCUGGAGGAGUCGGAGCUGCAGGACGAGUACCUGCCCUUCUGUUUCCGGAGGCUCCCACAGACUCUGAUGGAGGAGCAGCAGACGCAGACGCUUCAGUUUGAUCACAGCGCGGGACAGUGUGUCGCUCAACUGCAGAAUGCACAGAUGCAGGUCGAGGCUCUGCAGACUCAGAUCCAUCACAGCGAGACCAGCAACAAGAAGCUGCAGGAGAAAGUGUGUGAGAUGGAGUCAGAGCUGCUGUCCAUCAGACAAGCUGCACAGAACCAGCAGAGAACCAUCCAGAACCUCACAGACAGCCUGAGAACGAAAGACACAGAGACUCAGGAGCUCUACCAUGUGAUUGAGGACCAGAAAAACACACUGUGUAAACUCACAGAGACACACCAGCAGCAGCUGCAACACACACAGGCUCUAGAUGGCACUGUGGACUCGAGCUCUCUGUUCUCCUGUCAGCUGGAGGCCCAUCACACACACACACACACACUGACCCAGAGACGCCUGGAGGAUCUGAAGCGCUCGCGAGACCGACUGCAGGACGAGCUGCGGGACGCAGAUGAGCACAGAGAGACCACACACACACACAACCAGGAUCUGUGUGAGACGCUGGAGCAGCUGCGGUCUGAGCUGCGGGUGAAAGUGUGUGAGCUGAGAGACCGUGAGGCCGAAACACACUCCGACAUCAGCGACAGAGACGAGACCAUCGCACAGCUACAGAAGAGCUUACGCCGCAAACACACACUGCUGCAGGAGUAUUCAGAGCUGCUGAACUCCAGCGGAGCCUCAGAGAGAGACACACUUCUGCACGCGCUCAGGAGUCGCAUCCGAGACCGAGACGCCGCUCUGGAGCGCUCGAUCGAUGAGAAGUUCCUCUGUCUGGAGGAGAAGGACGCUGAAGUGCAUCGACUGCAGCUGAUGCUGCGCGAGAAAGACCGAGACCUGGAGAGACUGCGCUGCGUCCUCAACAACACCAACGACACCGUCACGGGUCUGGAUGCUCUGGUGCACAGUAAGGAGCUGGAAUUAGAGAGAACACUGGAAACGUGCCGAAAGCUGGAGUGGAUGAAACAGCAGAGCGAUGAGAACCACACACUCGCUGUUCGAGAGAGAGACGGCGUCAUCCAGCGGCUGCAAACUGCUCUACACACACACAGCAAAGAGACUGAGGAGCUCCGGUCAGUGUUGUUGGGAAAGCUGUCGGCCACUGAUGUCUUGCAGGAACUCCAGGCUCGUCUCUCUACGAGAGAGCGUCUGUUUCAGGAAGUGAUGUCAGAGCGCAGUCUCCAGCUGCAGGAACACCACACACACCUGACGGAGCUGCUCAACACCAUCAGCUCCAGAGAUCAGGAAAAGAAGGAUUACGGGGAGAGGUUGGGACGGGUGAUAUCCGAGCGAUCCGCUCAGUUGCAGGAGUUGCGGCGGCAGCUGUCGUCUCGGGAACAGGAGCUGCACGAUGUGAACCGGGAGAGAGAGAGGGACGUUUCUGCGGCCCGAGAACUGAAGAGACUCCAGAACGUCCUCAAGGAGAAAGACUCACUUAUACAGGAGUUACUGCAGGGUCAGAGCUCCACAGCAGCAGAACUGGCUGUGUGUACGAGCAGCUCAGGCGAUCUAGAGAUUCAAGCGAUCAGAGAUGAGCUACAGCUGACCCUCAGAAAAGAAAGAGAGACUGAGCGGGAGCUGUCAGAGUUGCGGUCUCUUUUGGCUGCGAGGCAUCAUGACACACUGAGAACUGAUCAGCAGUGUGUUCUGCAGCAGCUCGUGUCAGAGCAGCAGGCGCUGAAUGAAGCUCUGAGAGCCGAAAAGAGUCUUUAUCAGUCGCUCAGAGGCAUCCAGAGUCCAGCAGAAAGCAGCGCUGAGAAGACCCGAGCACUGGACGAACAGCUGGACUCUCUUCAGGCGCUGCGGGAGCUGCUGGGACACACACUAGAGACGAGUCGACACACAGCGCUGGCGAUGGACCGACACACACUGGAGAUGGACCGGGCCGCACAGGUCCAGGACGAUUAUGGAGAAUCCAGCAGUGAUGAAGAUGAUGAAGAUCAUGACAGCAGUGAUGAAGAUGAAGAGUUCACGGACAGCAUCGAAGACAAUGACAUCACACUCACGGCUCAGAGUCUGACGAGCGCGCAGUUUACUGUGUUCUCCUGUCAGAGAGCUGAGGAGGGCGGCAGGCCGGUGAUGUCCCAGAAUGCACCAGAGGGGGUAAGAUGUGAUGAGGUGGAGAGAAAUCAAGACGAAUGUAAGAUGGUUGAAGUGACGGUCCAAGCUGAGGAUUCCUCACUUACUCACGUCAGAAACACACCUGAAGAACGUCUUGCACUGGAUCACAGUGAGUCUGGAUCAGCAGUGAAGGAGGUGUGUGUGAGGAGUCGAGGCUUGGAGAAGUGUGAAGCAGACCGGAGAAACUCCCAUGAGCCUCAGAGAGAUUACCGUACGUGCAGCGAGGAAGAGGAGGAAGAGUCUGACGAUGAAGAUGGAGAGGAAGAUGUCAGAGUGCCUUUAGGGAAACGCGGGCCGCCGUGUGUGAAGCUGCGGGAGAGCAGGAGGAAGAGGAGAUGCACAAGACCACACUCACUGGACCUCGGAGCGCUGCUGUCACACACACCUGCAGCUCAGGAUGAGGAAAUGGAGAGAGAGGUCGAGGGCGACAGCAACGGGUCGAGCGGCGGAGGUGGCGGAGCCGUCGGGUUCUGGCAGCAUGUGGAGGCGGGGCUUCGGGAGCAGGCAGAGCGUCUCCGUAGCGACCUGGCUGUCAGUCGUCAGGAAAGCCGCGAGCUGCAGGAGAGACUGAUGGUGUCAGAGGCAACAGUGCAUGCGCAGGCCGAACAGCUGAACGACUACAGAGAGCUGCUCACGGAGAGCGCCGUCCAGCGGGACAGCAAGCAGGUACAGGUAGAUCUUCAGGAUCUGGGAUACGAGACGAGUGGCCGCAGUGAGAAUGAAGCGGAGCGAGAGGAGGCCAGCAGCCCCGAGUUUGAUGAGUUGGAGAUGUGCGGCUCUCUCUCGGUGACGGGGAACCAACGCUGCGGUUGGCAUGGCGACAGCGAUGCCGCUCAGACCGACGACCCGUCCUCACUAAAGUGUUUGGUGCAGGACCUGCGCGCGCAACUCUCUCGCUGCCACAAAGUGAUCCGCGGCCUGCAGCUGCGCAUGCGCUCGUUCUCGACCACCUCCGACUACGCCUCCAGCCUGGAGCGCACGCCCCGCAAGGUGAACUGGGCGUUUGAGGCUCUGGAGGAGGACGAGGGCUGGCAGUCUGAUGGGCCUCUGAGACCCAGCCGAGAGAAGCAGGAGCUGGUGACCCGAGUGGCACUGCUGGAGACACAGAUCCAGAGCAAGAGCCCGGAGGAGGGCAGAUGUGCCACCUGGCCUGGGAAGUACAACACACUGAUCCAGGCCCAGGCGCGGGAGCUGUCACACCUGAGGCAGAAGAUGAGAGAAGGCAGAGGAAUCUGCCACAUCCUCACACAACACCUGAGCGACACCACCAAAGCCUUCGAGGAGCUGCUGCGCGCCAACGACAUCGACUACUACAUGAGCCAGAGCUUCCGAGAGCAGCUUUCCCAGAGUUCCUCACUCGCUCAGAGAGUCAGCAGCAAGAUCAGUGGACGUGAUCGUUCAGAGCAGCGAGACGAUAAAGCGGGUCACGAGCUGCUAGCGCUGAGGUUGAGUAAGGAGCUCCAGCACAAAGAUCAGAUCAUAGAGUCUCUCCACACACAGUUACAGAAGCGCAGUGACACGCCCCGCAGCAGCCAUGCCCCCUCUGAGACAACCGACCAAUCAGACUGCAUCUCCUUCGUGUCGGAUGAGAGGGGCUCCACCAAUGAGGAGCUGUGCUCGAACAGUGAGUUUGCACAGGAGGAGACAGAGCCCGAGACAAAUGAUGGAGCGUUCAGCGCGCCACACUCUCUCUCCAGCUAUCAGCUGGCCGUGCACAUGCCUGUAUCCCAUCAUGCACUGGGGAAGAGUGGAGGCCCAUCUGUGCAGACAGAUGCAUUGUGGGACAUGGAGAAUAUGAUUAAGCCAAUCAGAGGUUUUAAUGGAUCAUCGUAUUAUCAGUCUGGCAACAGCCAAUCAGGUGUAGACGUGAUCGAGGAGCAUCUGAGAGAGAUUCGAUCUUUGCGCCAACGACUGGAAGAUUCCAUCAGAACCAACGAGAGAUUGAGACAGCAGUUACAGGGACGCCUGUCCACAGCGAGAGACACAGCGGCUCCUACCAACAUCUUUAUCCAGAGCCAUGGUACAGUCAGUCAACUAACCAAUGAAAUCAGAGCAUUAAAGGAGGAAAAUCUUGCACUACAGUCCAGGAUACAAGCCAGCAGAGACAGCAGUGAAGAGGUGAAGCAGCUCAGGGAGGCGGUGCUGUCUGGGCGUGUUCGCCUGCAGCAGGUGGAGUUAGAGGCGGAGUUAGAGGCGAAGCAAUGGAAGGAGGAGUUGAGGAGGCUGCAGACGCACAACUGUGAGCAAAGCCAACAAAUCCAACAACUGCGACAAGACAGACAAAACAGUCAGGAGCACAACAACAGACUGCAGCACGAGGUGAGUUUACUCCAGCAGCAGUUAGCAGAGAGCAGACAGCUUCUACACUCCCUACAGAGUGAACUACAGCUGUACAACCGAGUGUGUGGCGCGAGAAAGAGCACAGCUGCAGGGUGUGUGUGUGAGGUGCCGUGCCCGUCAGUGGAGUUGCGAGAGCUGCUGGUGGAGGUUCGGGCUCUCAGGGUCCAGCUGGAGGUCAGUGUACAGGAGAACAGUUCUCUUCGGGCUCAACUCCAGAAGCUGGAUCACUCGUCCGAUCAGCGCCGGUCACCCAUCGUUCCGGCCAGUCCACUGAGAGACGUGCUUUACCGGCGACUGAUUCUCCACGACCCGUCUCCUUCUCCUCCUGUCAGAGAUGUGGGUCCGUUUCCAGCCGGGCCUCUGUACUCGCCAUACUCGGAGAUGGAGGAGACUAACGACUCUCUGGAGCCUCAUGCGGACCUGGAAGGAGAGGCUCCGGACGGGUCGUUCGCCCACAGUAACGGGCGUCACGCGGUCGGGCACGUGGAUGAUCACGGGUCUCUGCAGCAGCAGGUUCUGGAGGCCCGGGUUCUGGUCCAGCGGAUGGAGGCGGCGCUGACCGAGAGUCUCGACUCGGCUCUGAUGGAGAAGGCUCUGGACUACAGCACGGUGAAGGCGCUGCUCUCGGACACCAAGACCUUGCACCAGAUUCUGGACGAGGCCGUAUCCCUGCUGAAGAUGUUCUGGCGAGCGGCUCUGCCGAGCAGCGACGGGGCCGUCCAUCUCCUUCAGAGGGAGCAGUCGAUGCGCGAGGAGAUCCAGUUUCUGCGUCUGCGGAUCGCCCAGCAGGAGGAGGUUCUGCAGGGAACCAUCACACGUUUGCGCUCCACCAGCAGAACCAAAGAAAGCAUGGAGACCUUCAUCGUCAACCAGCUGUCCCGGACUCGAGACGUGCUGAAGAAAGCUCGAGCGAAUCUAGAGAAGAAUGAACUGAGGAUUUCCUCUCUAAGCUCCUCCUCUUCCUCCCUUUGCCAUGGUAACGGUCAGUCUUCCUCUUCUGCUCGCCUGAGCCCCGCGUGUCCUGAGAUCCGCACGGAAACAGCUCGUCUGCAGCAGCCGGCCCGGCGGGUCAGGGAGUUCCUCCAGCUCACCGUCUCCCGCUGAACCAGCGACUCUGCUAACUCAC
Rhinichthys klamathensis goyatoka is the source of this 6920-nucleotide messenger RNA. RefSeq names its product myomegalin-like. Gene Ontology annotation, cellular component: nucleus; microtubule organizing center. Gene Ontology annotation, molecular function: zinc ion binding. The transcript has 39 exons. The record is from RefSeq and is a predicted model, not a curated record. Lineage: Eukaryota; Metazoa; Chordata; Actinopteri; Cypriniformes; Leuciscidae. The coding region runs from base 35 to 6898 and encodes 2287 amino acids.